UUCUAUUAAUUUUUCCUGAUGAGCUCGAAUCAGAUUUGGUUAAAGCUUCAUGCUUUGUUAAUUUCUCGUGAGCUAGGGUUUUGAAUUGUUCUAAUUCACUAAUUUGUUUCCUAUUUUUUUUUUUUAAUGUUCCGAUGUGGGUUUCUUCUGGAAUGCUCAAACUGCUGUUUUGUUACAGUACUUGCUGGACUUGCCUUCAUGUUUUCAUCUAGUAUCCUCCUACAGAUCCUGGCGUGUGCACUAUAUAGUAACUGGUGGCCAAUGCUUUCAGCACUCAUGUAUGUGGUUGUGCCUAUGCCUUGCAUGUUCUUUGGAGGAGGCUCAACACAAUUCCUAAUUAGUCGAGAUGGUGGAGGAUGGAUAGAUGCAGCAAAGUUCUUGACAGGAGCAUCAACGGUAGGAAGCCUGGCGAUUCCAAUCAUAUUAAGGCAUGCAGGAAUGAUCGAGACGGGUGCAAUGCUCAUAGAGUUCACAUCGUUCUUCAUAUUCAUCUGCACUGUCAUGUGUUUUCACCGAGCUAGUCUCGAUGAUUAUGAUUGGUAACAGAUACGUUGUUGGUGGUGAUUUACUAAUUGGUCAUGAUCAAAAGAGAGGAGAGAGUUUAAGUGUGAAGAAGAUGAGUUAACCAUGAACCCGAGAUCAGGUGUUGAAGAAAGUUAUCUUCUUUCUCUUCUUUUCUCCCUCUUUGUACAACUUUGUAUUAAUCAGUGUCUGUAAAAAUGUUUUAUUCAUUAUAAUGAAACAUGAUGCUUGUGUUUUUCUUA
This is a messenger RNA of Brassica oleracea var. oleracea, 764 nucleotides long. RefSeq names its product vacuolar protein sorting-associated protein 55 homolog. Gene Ontology annotation, biological process: late endosome to vacuole transport via multivesicular body sorting pathway. Gene Ontology annotation, cellular component: endosome. The transcript is spliced from 4 exons. NCBI's taxonomy places the organism in Eukaryota, Viridiplantae, Streptophyta, Magnoliopsida, Brassicales, Brassicaceae. The coding region runs from base 127 to 543 and encodes 138 amino acids. The record is from RefSeq and is a predicted model, not a curated record.